Phyllotreta striolata is the source of this 711-nucleotide messenger RNA. The record is from the annotation of a GenBank genome assembly. NCBI's taxonomy places the organism in Eukaryota, Metazoa, Arthropoda, Insecta, Coleoptera, Chrysomelidae.
AUGGGCAGCUCCGCACUAACGUUUUGGAUUAAUAUAGAUAUGAACAAUAUGAAAUUGAAGCCAGAAUACGCCGAAAUGAUCGCUGCCAUAGGAUUUGGAGUUUUGUCCGCGAUAUUUGUUAGUGCUUUCGUUAUCCUAAUUGUUAUUUGCAGAAGACAGAAAUUGUAUUACAAAUCGAAUCUGAUCGAUGAGUCUACUAGACCGGAAAAGCAUCUCAUUGGGCCGGACGUGUCGGAAUGGGAGUUGGGGGAAGUAAGCGUCAAUUUUCCAAACAUACUGACAGACGAGCAGUGGAUAGAUGACGCAACAGGGCUCAUUCCUCAUUGUCUGGCUAUUUUGAAAACCUGCAGGUACCUUACAGAGAGGCUGACGACUUUGGCCAUGAGCUCCACCCCUGUAUCCGGAGAUUUCAAGCAGAUUGUCGAAUGCGCAAAGAGGAUUUCGAGCAGAGUAGACGAUAUGGUAAGGAGCAUGUAUCCUCCGUUAGACCCGAGGCUUUUGGAAGCCCGCGCGGCGGCUCUAACUCUGGCAGUCACUCAUCUGGCUCUGCUCGUAAAAUACGAAUGUGGGUAUAAAGAGAGGGGAAUACUCUGGAUAAAUAAAUCUCUGGAUGACAUGGACAAGCACAUGGGCUUUUUGAUGGAAGCCUCAAUGCACCAAGAAACAAUCAACAAAUUAUCGAAAGCACUAAAUCUCAAUACUCAUUUGUAA